AUGGAUGGAAUCAGGUAUGCAGUAUUUACAGACAAAAGUAUUCAGUUAUUGGGGAAAAAUCAAUAUACUUCUAAUGUCGAAUCAGGAUCAACUAGGACAGAAAUAAAGCAUUGGGUCGAACUCUUCUUUGGUGUCAAGAUAUCACCAUCUACAUCCAGAAAGCCGUAUGCUUUGGAAGAAGCUUGUACAGUUUGGGAAGGGGUUUUGAUUGAUAAAAAAGAAGAAUCUACUUCAACCGAUAUGCCCUUAGGCACGGCCAUACAUAACAUAGAAAUCACACUUGGAAAGGGUGGACAAUUAGUUAGAGCAGCAGGUGCUGUAGCGAAACUGAUUGCAAAAGAAGGGAAAUCGGCCACAUUAAAAUUACCUUCUGGGGAGGUCCGUUUGAUAUCCAAAAAAUGCUCAACAACAGUCGGACAAGUGGGGAAUGUUGGGGUGAACCAGAAAAGUUUGGGUAGAGCCGGAUCUAAGCGUUGGCUAGGUAAGCGCCCUGUAGUAAGAGGAGUAGUUAUGAACCCUGUAGACCAUCCACAUGGGGGUGGUGAAGGGAGGGCCCCAAUUGGUAGAAAACAACCCACAACCCCUUGGGGUUAUCCUGCACUUGGAAAAAGAAGUAGAAAAAGGAAUAAAUAUAGUGAUAAUUUGAUUCUUCGUCGCCGUAAUAAAUAGGAGAGAAAAUAGAAUCUCUUUCUUCGUCUUUACAAAACAAAAAAAUAGGAGGAAGCUGUGACACGUUCACUAAAAAAAAUCUGUUUGUAGCGAAUAAUUUAUUAAAAAAAAUAAAUAAGCUUAACACAAAAGCAGAAAAAGAAAUAAUAAUAACCUGGUCCCGGGCAUCUACCAUUAUACCCAUAAUGGUCGGCCAUACUAUUGCUAUCCAUAAUGGAAAUGAACAUUUACCUAUUUAUAUAACAGAUCGUAUGGUAGGACACAAAUUGGGAGAAUUUGCACCUACUUUAAAUUUCCAAGGCCAUGCAAAAAGCGAUAAUAGAUCGCGUCGUUAAAAAACGUUUGUUUAUGUAUAAUAAUAUAUAUAGAUAUUUAUCAUUGAUUAGUAGGAGGCGAACUUUAUGUUAAAUAAGAGAACAAUAGAAGUAUACGCUUUAGGUCAACAUAUAUCUAUGUCUGCUCACAAAGCGCGAAGGGUAAUUGAUCAAAUUCGUGGGCGUUCCUACGAAGAAACACUUAUGAUAUUAGAACUCAUGCCUUAUCGAGCAUGUUAUCCAAUUUUUAAAUUAGUUUAUUCUGCAGCAGCAAAUGCUAGUUUCAAUAUGGGUUCGAAUGAAGUAAAUUUAGUCAUUAGUAAAGCUGAAGUCAAUGAAGGUACUAUUGUGAAGAGAUUAAAACCUCGCGCUCGAGGGCGUAGUUUUGCGAUACAAAAACCUACCUGCCAUAUAACUAUUGUAAUGAAAGAUAUAUCCUUAGAUGAAUAUAUAGAUACCGACUCUAUUACAUGGUCACAAAAACCUAAAUCGAAAAAAAAGCAUACAACUAUGUCGUAUUAUGAUAUGUAUAGUAAUGGGGGAACAUGGGACAAAAAAUAAAUCCAAUUGGUUUCAGACUUGGUACAACCCAAGGUCAUCAUUCCCUUUGGUUCGCACAACCAAAAAAUUAUUCUGAGGGUCUGCAAGAAGAUAAAAAAAAUAAGAACUUAUAUCCAGAAUUAUGUAUAAAAAAAUAUGAAAACAUCUUCUGGCGUCGAGGGAAUUGCACGUAUAGAGAUUCAAAAAAGAAUCGACCUGAUCCAAAUCAUAAUCUAUAUGGGAUUUCCAAAAAUCUUAAUUGAAAGUCGACCCCGAGGAAUCGAAGAAUUACAGAUGAAUUUACAAAAAGAAUUUCAUUCUGUAAAUAGAAAACUUAACAUUGCUAUCACACGAAUUGAAAAGCCUUACGGAAACCCUAAUAUUCUUGCAGAAUUUAUAGCGGGCCAAUUAAAAAAUAGAGUUUCUUUUCGCAAAGCAAUGAAAAAGGCUAUAGAAUUAACUGAACAAGCAAAUACAAAAGGAAUUCAAGUGCAAAUUGCAGGACGUAUCGACGGAAAAGAAAUUGUGCGUGUUGAAUGGAUCAGAGAGGGGAGGGUUCCACUACAAACCAUUCGAGCUAAAAUUGAUUAUUGUUGCUAUACAGUUCGAACGAUCUAUGGGGUAUUAGGCAUCAAAAUUUGGAUAUUUAUAGACGGGGAAUAAUAAACCUUUAUUCCUUUUGCAUUCUAUCCAGCGAUGGAACAAAAAAUGAGAAA
Messenger RNA from Lactuca sativa (garden lettuce), 2239 nucleotides. NCBI's taxonomy places the organism in Eukaryota, Viridiplantae, Streptophyta, Magnoliopsida, Asterales, Asteraceae. The record is from RefSeq and is a predicted model, not a curated record.